GGCACAGACAUGGUAGUGAUUUCGGACCACGUUCAGUGUUUGACUAUACAGACGGGCGUCAUCAACCAUGGGGAUUGGUAGUGUGGACCGGAUAACAGUGACUAAAGAUGUUGGCAACUUUCUACUGGACUCCUGCCGACUUACAAAAAGCUCAAGAUCCCGGUGAACAGCAAGGAAAUGGUCUGACAGAGAAACAAGGGGCCUGUUACAUCUCUGAUUCUGCGUAUUCCUUCCAAAUGCUGCACUCCUCGUUCGUGCGCACUCGACGUCAGCCUAUGGUGGGGUCCCACAUACACAAGCAACAUCCGCGAUCACUACCCACACCUGUUGUCCCCCACUUCCCGCAGCAAGUGAUGCGUGCUGACGGAUCAAAAUUCACAUACUGGACUAUCUAUCCACGUCCGCACAUCAUCCUCACCCAAAACACUACGAAUCACAUUCUUUGGAACGCUACGGAACGUUUGUGUGGAGGCUCUGCUGUGCGUACACAGGACGAAGAGGAUGAGGGUACUGGACGUAUGUGCAGACGGAGGAAGAGAUUCAGUGGUGACGUCGCCACUGAGCAGUGGUCCGUACUGCAGGAAGGUUUCCAGUCAGCGACGGAACCAUUAGCCUCGAAGGGGCCUGCCACUGCGAAAACCCCCAGCAAGAACUAAUAAGUGGCAUUAACCCUUCCUAUUGUUUUUUUGGACUGCUCAGUGGUAUCCUUCGGUGCAUCUGAAUCCGUAUAUAUUGCUAACUCGGGAGAU
Pisolithus orientalis is the source of this 749-nucleotide messenger RNA. RefSeq lists its product as uncharacterized. The record is from RefSeq and is a predicted model, not a curated record. The transcript has 2 exons. NCBI's taxonomy places the organism in Eukaryota, Fungi, Basidiomycota, Agaricomycetes, Boletales, Pisolithaceae. Gene Ontology annotation, biological process: mitochondrial translation. Gene Ontology annotation, molecular function: structural constituent of ribosome. Bases 108 to 656 code for a protein of 182 amino acids. Gene Ontology annotation, cellular component: mitochondrial large ribosomal subunit.